AUGCUGUCGCCGGUUAUGCAUAUUUUAAGACAAAAACAAAUAAUUUUAGCCAGUGGUUCGCCGAGAAGAAAAGAACUAGUUGAAAAUAUUGGUUUGAAAGUAAGGUUAUAUCCAUCUUUAUUUGAAGAGAAUUUAGACCCCAAAAGUUUCAGCUGCUUCUCUGAAUUUGUUGAAGAAACAGCAUUACAAAAAGUUUUGGAAGUAGAUAAUAGGCAAAGGGCAGAAGGUAAUUCGCCUGAUGUUAUUAUUGGUGCGGACACAAUGGUUACUCUGGAUGGUGAAAUGUAUGGUAAACCAAGGUCUGAGGAGGAAGCUUUUGAAAUGUUGUCAAGGUUAUCAGGAAGAGGUCACACUGUAUAUACUGGGGUAGCUAUUAAAACCGUUGAUCAAGUUAUUAAGUUCUCUGAAAAGACUGAUGUUUACUUUGGCAAAAUGAAUGAGGAACAAAUAAGAGGUUAUAUUGCAACUGGUGAACCUAUGGACAAAGCUGGUGGUUACGGUAUUCAAGGAGCAGCCGGAACAUUUGUGGAAAGAGUGGAUGGUGAUUACUUUACAGUUGUUGGCCUUCCAAUCUAUAGAGUUUGCUCUGUUUUAUAUGAUUUGUUUAGGCAAAAUAAGUAA
This is a messenger RNA of Leptosia nina, 621 nucleotides long. The record is from the annotation of a GenBank genome assembly. Lineage: Eukaryota; Metazoa; Arthropoda; Insecta; Lepidoptera; Pieridae.